AUGCAAUCUGACACCGUUUUAAAACGUGUGGCUGCAAGAGUGGGCAGAGCUUGGGAUUUUACGUCCUCUCAUUGGCUGGGCCUUACUGGCUUGAUAAUCCCCGGAUCCGGAAGUGCCAAGGGGAAAGCACGUGGGUGGAGAAGUGCAGGGAUGGAGAGCGAGCAGAAGAGAUUCGAUUCAGGCGAGCUCCCUUCGCUGCGACGGAUCAUCUGCGAACAGGGCUUGCUUUCCAGGCCUGAUGGCUCCGCUUCCUGGAUGCAGGGAGACACUUCAGUGCUGGCUGGAGUGUAUGGGCCUACAGAAGUCAAGGUCAGCAAAGAGAUCUAUGACAAAGCCACCCUGGAAGUGAUGCUGAGGCCCAAAGUGGGCCUACCAGGUGUCUAUGAAAGAAGCAGAGAGCAGAUGAUCAAGAAGACAUGCGAGGCAGUGAUCUUGGGCGCUCUGCAUCCCCGUUCUUCUAUUACAGUUGUGCUUCAGGUCAUUACAGAUGCUGGUUCUCUCCUUGCAAGUUGCUUGAAUGCUGCCUGCAUGGGCUUAAUGGAUGCAGGGCUGCCCAUGAAUUCUUUGUUCUGUGGAGUGACGUGUGCCUUGGAUGCAGAUGGCAACAUCACCCUGGAUCCCACGGCAAAGCAUGAAAAGGAAGCCAAGGCAGUCCUGACAUUUGCCAUUGACAGCACUGAGAAGAAGGUGUUGAUGUCAACCACGAAGGGGACGUGUUCGGUUGAACAGCUCCAGCAAUCCAUUGCCGCCUCACAGAGAGCUGCCGACACCAUUUUCCAAUUCUAUCGUGACUCCGCUUGUAGGAAGUACUCCAAGUGGUAAUUUCACCAAUGAGUGGAAAGGAACUGGAGUGAUCUACUGAGGAAGGAAGGUUGUGUUUCAGAUGCUUUCCUGGCCCAUCCUUCUCUCCAAAGGACAAAGGUGUAUGAUCGGACUGUUGUUAACCCAGGAAGCAGGGCACACUGAAGACAGUGCUGCAGAAUACUGGGAAGAGAUGGGCAUUUUACUUGCCCCACACUUCUGUAGAGUCAAGGACUCCCCAGUGCCAUAAGGCUCACUGUCCUUCCCCCUUCCCUUUUCUUAGCAUGUGCAUUUUUUACAUUCUGUUAUAUCUUGCUGGGCAUUGUGCUUCUCUUUUAUUUCAGGAAAAGUCAUUAUUAUUUCUGCACAGGUUCUCAGGGGGCUGCCUCAUCUCUGGCCUAGCUGUAAGUGCAGAUAUUUCUUUGUGAUCUUUUUUUGCCUGAAAUAAUGAUUUUGAAAUCAUCUAAAGAGCACUGCUUUGCUUCUCUUCUCUCUUUUUUCCCCCUUCUGGGCUGCAAAGCUGUUUUCACUUGCUCUAAUAAAAUAAAAGAACUCCGCAGCUUGAAAGGAACCAAUAUUAGUGUUCCCAAGAAUUACUCUCAAAUAGUGGAGCCUUCCCUAGUCCCCUGUGAGCGAUGUAGUGAAGGGGCAAGACUGGGAAGAGAAAUGGUAGGAGUGCCAGACAGUGGCAUUCAAGUCAAGAUCGAGGUUCAAAUCCCCACUCAGCAGUGGGAAAAAAUGGAGUGACUCAGGCUAAUUAACAAUCCUUCAUCUCAACUUACUUAAAGAAUUGUUUCGAGAAUUAAGAUGGGAUGUGUAGCCCACUCUAAGCAUCAAUUCAUGUUAUUAAAAUUGUAUUGUUUUA
Molecule: messenger RNA, 1666 nt
Organism: Sceloporus undulatus (fence lizard)
Lineage: Eukaryota; Metazoa; Chordata; Lepidosauria; Squamata; Phrynosomatidae
Product: exosome complex component RRP46-like
Exons: 7
Coding region: 1-822 (273 amino acids)
Biological process (GO): U4 snRNA 3'-end processing; nuclear mRNA surveillance; rRNA catabolic process
Cellular component (GO): cytoplasmic exosome (RNase complex); nuclear exosome (RNase complex); nucleolus
Source: RefSeq, a predicted model, not a curated record